AGGCUCUUCCCUCCCCUACCUGUCCCGGAACGUCGGAGCCCACGGUUAAAGAAUGUCCCGGAUUCCUCUGGGUAAAGUCCUCCUGAGAAAUGUUAUUCGGCACACAGAUGCACACAAUAAGAUUCAGGAGGAAACAGAUAUGUGGAAGAUAAGAGAGCUGGAGAAACAGAUGGAAGAUGCUUAUCGGGGGACACAAAGGAGAAUAUUACCCAGGAGUUCAAGCCGAAUGCGAAGUGAUGGUUUUGAUGAAGAAAGUCAUCGAGUCUACUGGAGGACAAAACAAGAAAUUCCUGGAACAUUUGAGGAUGAUUUGCUUAGGACUCGAUCCUGGAAUAAGAGGCUAUAUAAUUAUGAGGCCAACAUGCCAGACAGAUGGGGUCACAGUGGAUAUAAAGAACUGUAUCCUGAAGAAUUUGACUCAGACAGUGAUCAGCAAGAUGCUAUUAAUGGAAGAAAAACACCUCCCCAGGAAAAGUCAUCUACUCAUGAGUCUCAUAAACGUAAAAGAUCAAAGAAAUCCCACAAAAAAAAGCAGAAAAAACGGUCACACAAAAAACAAAAGAAAAGCAAAAAGGAAGCUACUGAUAGAGCUGCAGAUUCCUCAAGUGAGUGCUCAGGAGAAACUCAGGUUUCCAGUGAUAGGAAAGGGAAACAAUCACAUAAACGAAAGAAAAAGUCAAGAAAAAAGGCUCCCAAGAAACCUGUUUCUUUCUCAGAGUCAGAAAGUGAUUCUUCUCACCCGGAUAAUUCACCAUCUAGUAGUUCUGAGGAAAGUGAGGAAAAAGAAGCCAAGAAAACUAGAAGAAAAAAGGAUCAGAAAGGCCACAUCACCCCGACGAAGAGGAAGAGUGAGGUACAAGAGAGGACAAGCAAGCGGAAGAACUGGAAGGUGGCUACAGAUGAAAAGACAGAUGAGAGUUCUGAGGAAGAUUAAAUAGAGG
This is a messenger RNA of Gracilinanus agilis (Agile Gracile Mouse Opossum), 941 nucleotides long. RefSeq names its product NKAP domain containing 1 (gene NKAPD1). The transcript is spliced from 6 exons. The record is from RefSeq and is a predicted model, not a curated record. NCBI's taxonomy places the organism in Eukaryota, Metazoa, Chordata, Mammalia, Didelphimorphia, Didelphidae. The coding region runs from base 53 to 934 and encodes 293 amino acids.